CAGUCUAAGAAGCACCAUCAGAUCAAGAUGAUAGGAGAAAGCCCUCAAAUGCCGUGCACCUGGGGCCGGUUCCUUCGUUCAGACCACCCCGCUCGAAGCUUAAUGUCUCGUGAGUUGCAUGAAAUUACUAGCGUCAGACUCAUUUCUGUUUCAGAUAUGUCUUGUGACAGAGACCGCCGUACUCCUGUGCGUAUCGCAUUACGAAGUUUGCUGUAACGAGGAGCAACCUGCGCUCACCUUCAUAGACCGAUCACUGGUAUCGAGCUUGAGGCUCUACGUAAGAUCGGCUAUCAUUCCCGCGAGAAGCGUCACUUUCCUACUAUCCCUAUGUACCGGUGAAGUCGGAGACGGUAGCCUCGUGCUAGAGAGAUGAAUCGUAAUCGGACAGAUAGAAGCAUCUGAGCUCACUACUAGGCAACACCAACCGAAACCCAU
Molecule: messenger RNA, 435 nt
Organism: Rhodofomes roseus
Lineage: Eukaryota; Fungi; Basidiomycota; Agaricomycetes; Polyporales; Fomitopsidaceae
Exons: 1
Coding region: 119-373 (84 amino acids)
Source: RefSeq, a predicted model, not a curated record